AUGGCUGACAACGAAGCAAGAGCACUCCAAAAAAUGGCCGAAGGACGAAGAAAGAUGCAGGGAGGCGGUGGAUUCUUCGGCAGAGUUUUCGGAGGUGGCGGCGGAAGCGCAGAGGCUCCUGAUCUCUUUAUCCAGGGAGGUAAUCUGUUCAAGAUGGCCAGGAAAUGGAAAGAAGCCGGAGAAGCAUUCCUGGAGGCGGCCGAAUUCUAUGCCAGACAAGGAGACUCGAAGCAUGACUGCGCCACUCAAUACGCCGAGGCUGCCAAUUGUUUCCGCAAGAUUCAACCGGAGCGCGCAGUUCAAUGUCUCGAAAAGACUUCCGAAAUCUACACUGACAUGGGUCGUUUCACCAUGGCGGCCAAAAAUCACGUGAGCAUUGCCGAAUUGUACGAAACAGAAUUACCGGACAAAGAGCAAUGCGUAAAGAACUACCAACAAGCAGCCGAUUAUUAUAAAGGAGAAGAACAAAAAAGUAGUGCCAGCAAAUGUCUUAUUAAAGUAGCCAUGUUUUCUGCUGAGCUUGAGAAAUAUCCUCAGGCUGUUGCUGUAUUCGAAGAGAUUGCAUUCUAUGAAGCUGAUCACUCUACACUUAAGUAUGCUGCCAAAGGGCAUUUCUUCCAAGCUCUUCUCUGUCAUUUGUGUAUUGAUCCGAUCAACACACAACAAGCUAUUCAAAGAUACGAAAACGCGUCCCCAUCAUUCUCUGAUUCUCGUGAAUGCAAGUUUGUUAAGGAGUUGUUAGCAGCGAUUGAGGAGAAGAGUGAAGAGGCAUUCACUGAAGCUGUUGCUAACUUUGACAAAAUUAGCAGACUUGACAACUGGUCUACUGCUUUGCUCCUCAAGGUGAAGCGAACUAUCGAGGGCGGUGACGAUGAGGACGAUUUGCGAUAA
Molecule: messenger RNA, 891 nt
Organism: Caenorhabditis remanei
Lineage: Eukaryota; Metazoa; Nematoda; Chromadorea; Rhabditida; Rhabditidae
Exons: 6
Coding region: 1-891 (296 amino acids)
Biological process (GO): intracellular protein transport; SNARE complex disassembly
Cellular component (GO): vacuolar membrane; SNARE complex
Molecular function (GO): syntaxin binding; soluble NSF attachment protein activity
Source: RefSeq, a predicted model, not a curated record